This is a messenger RNA of Gongylonema pulchrum, 747 nucleotides long. The record is from the annotation of a GenBank genome assembly. NCBI's taxonomy places the organism in Eukaryota, Metazoa, Nematoda, Chromadorea, Rhabditida, Gongylonematidae.
AUGACACGGCACGGUAAGAAUGCAACAGCCUCAUCGGUCUAUUCGUAUUCGGAACGCAAAAAAGAUGCAAAGGAAUCCGGCUAUGGUACGCUGCAUCAGAGAUUGGGUGCCGAUUCGAUCAAGGAAUUCGAUUGCUGCUCGAUCACUUUACAACCGUGCAGGUUAAAGAAAGAAAUUGCUCGAAAAUUGAAAGAAUGGGAAAAGCAGUGCCAGAAAGAAGCUGAAGAAGCGGAACAAGAAAAACGCCUGGACGAGGAACUGAAGCUGAAGAAAUUCCGAGAGAUGGAAAGUACUCCGGCACAUCCGUCAGUGAAAAAACAAGAUUCUAAGUUUAUUUCGCCGACCCCGUCAGCUGGUGCCACUCCUUCGGGAGCAAAGGUUAACAAACGCAAAUUGCUGGACGGUGAAGGAGGACCGAGCAGUAGCAAACAGCCGAGAGAGGAGAUUUCAAAUGUUGCUGGCGAUAAGAUACAUGAAUACCCCAGUUUUUGGAUACCCCAGCUCAAUCCGACAGCUGAGGUUAAAAUCGAAAAACCGGAGUUAAUGCCAGUGAAAUUUACGGUAAUGCCUGAUGGCAGUGAUAAGAAAAGUCUUAUUGCGCGAAAAAUUCGCUAUAUGUGCCCGUGUGUUGUUACAAUGGAAUGCGUAGAAAAAAUUAUCAGGAAAGAGAUGAUCGAUCCAGUAAAUGGAAAACCAUUGAAAGAGGACGAUAUCAUUGAGUUACAACGAGGAGGAACUGGUAACUAA